UAAAAAUGGCCACUUGGGAAGAAUAUUUGGGUGCUCAACAGGCGAACGAUGGCGUCCAAUUCACGUGGAACAUGUGGCCACACAGUCGAGUGGAUUCUCAGAAGCUUGUCGUCCCGCUCACCUGCUUUUUCACGCCGCUGAAGGAGCGCCCAUCAACAGAAGUCGCCCAACCACCACUGGAAUAUGAUCCGGUUUUGUGCCAAAAAGCCAGCUGUAAAGCGAUUUUAAACCCACUUUGCGCCGUCGAUUAUCGCGCCAAAAUCUGGAUGUGCCCAUUCUGCAACAAUCGGAAUCCGUUCCCGGCUCAUUAUGCGGCAAUUGCCGAGGAUAACCGCCCGCCGGAGCUCUAUCCACAAUUUACAACCAUUGAGUACACGCUUCGAAAAGCCACCACAAUGCCGCCGAUCUUCGUUUUCGUCGUCGACACGUGUAUGACUGCAGAGGAGCUGAAAUCGCUGAAAGAAUGCCUUCAAACUGCUCUCUCGCUGCUCCCAGCCGAUGCUCUCGUCGGAUUGAUCACCUACGGUAGAAUGGUCCAGCUGCAUGAGCUCAACACUCAGGGAAUCUCGAGAAGCUACGUUUUCAAGGGAACGAAGGAAGUGACAGCGAAACAAAUCAAGGAUGUAAUGGCCGGCGGUGGCCUAUCUCAACGUCCUGCUGCUGGAGCCCCUGGAGCCCCUGCUGGUGCUCCGGGAGCCCCAAUGGCAAUGGGAAGCGGUGCUGCUCCACUGGGCCAACUCCCAGGCUCUGGUCUUCCAGGAGGCCUUCCACGUGGUGGUGGACCACCACUUCCAGGAGCCGCCCAAGGAAUUGUUGCUCCAGGCGGUGGAGCCCCCGUGCCACACGCCCCCGCAAACAAAUUCCUACAGCCAAUCAGUGAAUGUGAUGAAUCGAUUAAUGAUCUUAUUGAUCAGAUUAGUAUUGAUCGAUGGCCAGUACCACAGGGACAUCGUCCGUUGAGAGCAACUGGAGCAGCUCUAGCCGUUGCUGUUACCCUUUUGGAGUCAUGCUUCCCAUCAACGGGAGCCCGUAUCAUGUCAUUCAUCGGCGGAGCAUGUACCCACGGCCCAGGAGCAGUCGUCGGCGAGGAGCUCAAGAAUCCCAUUCGAUCAUGGAAUUCGAUCAAAGAAGACGCAGCGCCAUACAUGAAAAAGGCCAUCAAAUUUUACGACGGCCUAGCGGCCCGAAUCGUUAAAAACGGGCACGCCGUUGAUGUCUAUUCGUGUGCUUUGGAUCAAACUGGGCUUUUGGAAAUGAAGAAUAUGUUUAAUUCAUCCGGUGGACACGUUGUAAUGGGAGAUUCAUUUAAUUCGUCGCUUUUCAAGCAAACUUAUCAACGAAGUUUUGAUAAGGAUUCGGCUGGAAAUUUGAAAAUGGGAUUCAACGCGACAAUGGAAGUGAAAGUCGGUGCGGGACUCAAAAUUGAAGGUGUUCUCGGAUGCUGUGCAAGUGGAAAUGUUCGAAAUGCCAACGUUUCUGACCAAGAAAUGGGAAUUGGAGGCACUUGUCAAUGGAAGUUUGGAGCGAUCUCGCCGCGCACUACGAUUGGAGUCGUUUUUGAGAUUGCCGCGCAACAUGGAUCCGCAAUUCCGCAAGGUGGCCGUGGAAUGGUUCAAUUCGUGACCCAAUAUCAGCAUGCGGAUGGACGUAAACGUAUUCGGGUGACAACGACGUGCCGUACGUGGGCGGAUAUGGCGACUCAGCAGCCAAAUAUCGCAUAUGGAUUUGAUCAGGAAGCUGCUGCCGUUGCAAUUGCCAGGCUCGCGUCAUUUAGAGCAUCCAAUGAGAAUGAUACCCCGGAAGCACUUAGAUGGUUGGAUAGAUCGCUGAUUCGAUUGUGUCAAAAAUUCGGCGAAUACUCGAAAGACGAUCCGAACAGUUUCCGACUAUCGGACAAAUUCUCGCUAUUCCCACAAUUCAUGUUCCACCUGCGUCGUUCACAAUUUCUACAAGUAUUCAAUAAUUCGCCCGAUGAAACUGCAUACUAUCGACACAUUUUGUUCUCGGAGAACGUGUUGGAGAGUACGACAAUGAUUCAGCCCGUCUUGUUUAGCUAUUCGUUUAAUGGACCCCCGGAGCCAGUGCUUCUCGACACAUCAUCAAUCCUUGCCGACCGUAUUCUCCUCAUGGAUGACUAUUUCCAUGUGCUCAUCUAUCACGGACAAACGAUUGCUCAAUGGCGGAAACAGAAUUUCCACGAAAAUCCGCAAUACGCCACAUUCAAGCAACUUCUCGAGGCUCCCGUCGCCGAUGCGACCUCAAUUCUUCAGGAACGAUUCCCGAUGCCACGUUACAUUGUGACAGAGCACGAGGGUUCACAAGCCCGGUUCUUGUUGUCGAAAGUCAAUCCAUCACUGACGCAUAAUAAUCCAUAUGCUAAUGAAGCCGGUUCCGCUGUAUUCACCGAUGACGUGUCACUUCAAGUUUUUAUGGAACAUUUGAAGAAGCUCUCCUCCAGCUCUUCAACAUAACUAUUAAUUUAUUGAUUUAUUGAUUUUUUUAAAAGUAGAUAUUCCCCCCUGAAAACACCCCCAGAAAAAUGUUUUAUUAUUUAUUGAUUGAUUGAUUGAUGUAUAAAAGUAAAAGACACG
Messenger RNA from Caenorhabditis elegans, 2591 nucleotides. RefSeq names its product Protein transport protein SEC23 (gene sec-23). The record is from RefSeq and is marked reviewed. NCBI's taxonomy places the organism in Eukaryota, Metazoa, Nematoda, Chromadorea, Rhabditida, Rhabditidae. Gene Ontology annotation, biological process: COPII-coated vesicle budding; endoplasmic reticulum to Golgi vesicle-mediated transport; intracellular protein transport. The transcript is spliced from 12 exons. Gene Ontology annotation, cellular component: ER to Golgi transport vesicle membrane; endoplasmic reticulum membrane; COPII vesicle coat. The coding region runs from base 6 to 2471 and encodes 821 amino acids. Gene Ontology annotation, molecular function: zinc ion binding.